Molecule: messenger RNA, 489 nt
Organism: Aspergillus heteromorphus CBS 117.55
Lineage: Eukaryota; Fungi; Ascomycota; Eurotiomycetes; Eurotiales; Aspergillaceae
Product: putative nuclear transport factor 2 domain protein
Exons: 2
Coding region: 1-489 (162 amino acids)
Biological process (GO): protein import into nucleus
Cellular component (GO): nuclear pore central transport channel
Source: RefSeq, a predicted model, not a curated record
AUGGCUCCCCCUACGGAAGAUAAUCUGACGAAAGUCUCUACGGAUGCGGCAACCGAAUUUGUCCAAUCCUUCUACCCUGCGCUUGAAAACAACCGUUCCUCGAUCGCGUCGUUCUACAACCAACCCACGGCAAUGAUCCUUUUCAACGGAAAUGCCGUUACGGAUGGAGCGGCUGUCCAGGAAAUCUUCGUUAAUCAGAUGUCCCCCACGCACUACGAGGUGCAGUCGUUCGACUGUCAAAUCAUCAAUCAAGGAUACCCCACCCCCACUUCGACUGGUACGAAGCUUCCCACGGAGACUACGCUCAAGGAUAUGUCGAUUCUGGUUCUGGUCAGCGGCUACGUGCGCUUUGGCGAGUCUAGAGAUCUUCCGCAGCGGGGGUUCAGCGAAACCAUCCUACUGGUGCCGAACCCGACCACCGACCUGCCCAAAGGGAGGCGCAGGAAGGAGUGGCUUAUCCAGACCCAGAAUUUCCGACUGGUGGUUUGA